AUGGUCAAUUUCACCAUAGUCAACGGACAAGUCUACACCCCGGGACUAGCAAUCGUCGAUGCCCCGCAACCCAACACUCCCCUGGGAGGAGACAACCUCCAAGUGGCAAUUGAUGUCUCUGGAAAUGGCCAAUUACCAUGGCCAAGCUCAAGCGACUCAUCCACCCGGUUCCACAGCAUAACCCUAUUCCUGACAUCGCAGUCUAAAUCCCACAAUUUCACCAUCUCCAACGGCACAAAGCCUGCUUCGAACUCAAGCUAUGCAUACCCGGUUCUUGACCUGGAGCCAUCUUCGACUGUCAAGCAUGUGAAUUGGAUCUGGCCUGAGUGUUUUGUCGGCGAUGGUUCUGGAUCUAAAGAUUCGGCGCGCGGUGAAUACAAUAUCUCCAUGCAUCAAGCUUUCCGGUGGAAUGACACGGACUGUUACACUGUUUUUGAUUUGCCGAUCUCUGUCACUAAUAGUAUCUCUUCGAGCGAUGAUCGGAUUGAUUGUGAUUUACUGGAAAAUAAGCUUCUUACUGCGGCGGAGAUCGACAAAAGCUCGGAUACAUUGCCUGGUCAGCCGUGGGUUGAGGGCGUGAGCACGACAUCGAGUUCUGGGGCUGCCGAGACAGGAAUAGGGAAUCAUUGUCAUGCGGGAUUCAAAAGGAUCGUGGGCGCUGUGUUCGCUGUGACUGCUGUCUUGCAUUUAUUGGUCAUCGAUCUGACAUCCCUUCAUCGAAAUCCAUGUGCGAUCAAAGAUUCCUCAUGCUCACCAUGUCCCAUUGCAUGCAGUCGCCAGCCCGAGCAACCCAUUGAUCCCAUGACACUCCUCUCCGCCAGAAGAGCACUGCGGUACCGACUCGCACGAGCUCUAAUCCUAAUCCUCCUCAGCUGGAGCCUGAUAGAACUCCACCUAAUCCAGCACCAAAUAUACGAAGCAGAAAACACCCAACGCACACCCCGAAAAGAACGAAUCUACAUCGCAAGUGUGAACUGGAACAACGAACAAGUCCUCCGCAGCCACUGGAACAAAGCCGUUCUGAAUCUUGUCUCAGAGCUUGGGGCUGAGAAUGUUUUUAUCAGCAUAUACGAGAGUGGGAGUUAUGAUAAUACGAAAGGGGCGUUGAGGGAGUUGGAUUGGGAACUUGAUAAACUGGGGAUUGCGAGGAAUGUCACUCUUUCCUCUGUGACGCAUCAGGAUGAAAUUGCUGCGCCGGCGAGGGGGGAUGGCUGGAUUACUACGCCUAAGGGGAAUCGGCAACUGAGGCGUAUACCGUAUCUUGCGAGGGUGCGGAAUUUGAGUUUAUUGCCUUUGCAGGACCUUGCGAGGAAGGGGAUCCUUUUUGAUAAGAUAUUGUUUUUGAAUGAUGUUGUGUUCACUCCGAGUGAUGUCUUUGAACUGUUGGAUACUAAUGAAGGGGAUUAUGGAGCUGCUUGCUCAUUGGACUUUUCCAAGCCACCCCAUUACUACGACACAUUUGCUUUGCGGGAUAUCAAUGGGCGCGAAGCUAUCAUGCAUACAUGGCCAUAUUUCAGCUCCAAGGUGUCUCGAUCUGCAAUGAAACGCAUGUCACCAGUACCUGUAACAAGCUGUUGGAACGGAAUGGUUGCAAUGCCGGCAAAACCAUUCCUCGACCAUCCGCCCCUGCGAUUCCGCGGUAUUCCAGACUCCCUGGCCCAGCUUCAUCUUGAAGGUUCCGAGUGCUGUCUCAUCCACGUUGAUAACCCAUUAUCCGAGAAAGGCGUCUACCUCAAUCCCCUGGUCAGGGUGGGAUAUAACGGCGCGGCAUAUGCUGCGGUCCAUCCGAUCAUGAGCUGGCUCUCUGCUUGGAGGAUCGUGCAGGGUACAUGGACCAAUCGAGUCCGUCGACUGGGUGACACAGCCUGGCUAAAAGGCGAGAAGAUUCGCAGGCGGAUUGAUCGAUGGGCAGCUUUGGAUACUAAGCAUCAAGAAGAUGGUCAGAUUUGCAUUAUUGAUGAGAUGCAGAUUCUCCAUCGAUAUGGGUGGAUUCAUGUAUAG
Molecule: messenger RNA, 2001 nt
Organism: Penicillium salamii
Lineage: Eukaryota; Fungi; Ascomycota; Eurotiomycetes; Eurotiales; Aspergillaceae
Source: the annotation of a GenBank genome assembly